Messenger RNA from Fomitiporia mediterranea MF3/22, 1905 nucleotides. RefSeq names its product TPR-like protein. The record is from RefSeq and is a predicted model, not a curated record. Gene Ontology annotation, molecular function: protein binding. Lineage: Eukaryota; Fungi; Basidiomycota; Agaricomycetes; Hymenochaetales; Hymenochaetaceae. Bases 1 to 1905 code for a protein of 634 amino acids. The transcript has a single exon.
AUGUCUCUCGUUUUUGAAAUACCUCGCGAGCUCCCUUCAGACUCGAUUCAGACACAUGGACAGACUGCAGACCUCGAUGAGGCGAUUGAGCGUCGUCGUGCUGCCCUGCAACUCUGCCCCGACGGCCAUCCCGAACAUUGCCAGUCUCUGAAUAACCUUGCGAGCUGCCUUCAGACUCGAUUCGAACGGUAUGGACAGACCGUAGACAUUGAUGAGGCAAUUGAGCGUCAUCGUGUAGCCCUGCAACUCUGCCCCGACGGCCAUGCCAGACGUUCCUUGUCUCUGAACUACCUUGCGUGUUCCCUUCAGACUCGAUUCGAACGGCAUGGACAGACUGCAGACAUUGAUGAGGCGAUUUCGCAUCAUCGUGCUGCUCUGGAACUCUGCCCUGACGGCCAUGCCAGACGUUCCUUGUCUCUGAACUACCUUGCGUGUUCCCUUCAAACUCGAUUCGAACGGUAUGGACAGACUAUAGACAUUGAUGAGGCGAUUCUGCAUCAUCGUGCUGCCCUGGAACUCUGCCCCGACGGCCAUGCCAGACGUUCCUUGUCUCUGAACUACCUUGCGUGUUCCCUUCAAACUCGAUUCGAACGGUAUGGACAGACUAUAGACAUAGAUGAGGCGAUUGAGCAUUAUCGUGCUGCUCUGGAACUUUACCGCGACGGCCAUCCCAAACGUCCCGUGUCUCUGAAUUACCUUGCAAAUUCCUUUCAGACUCGAUUCGAACGGCAUGGACAGACUGCAGACAUUGAUGAGGCGAUUUCGCAUUAUCGUGCUGCCAUGGAACUUUACCCCGACGGCCAUGCCAGACGUUCCUUGUCUCUGAACUACCUUGCAUGUUCCCUUCAGACUCGAUUCGAACGGUAUGGACAGACUGCAGACAUAGAUGAGGCAAUUGUGCAUUAUCGUGCUGCUCUGGAACUCUGCCCCAACGGCCAUCCCAAACGUCCCUCGUCUCUGAAUCGCCUUGCAAAUUCCCUUCGGACUCGAUUCGAACGGUAUGGUCAGACUACAGACAUAGAUGAGGUAAUUGUGCAUUAUCGUACUGCCCUGGAACUCUGUCCCAACGGCCAUCCCAAACAUCCUGUGUCUCUGAUUUACCUUGCAAAUUCCUUUCAGACUCGAUUCGAACGGUGUGGACAGACUACAGACAUUGAUGAGGCAAUUGGGCAUUAUCGUGCUGCCCUGGAACUUUGCCCCGACGGCCAUCCCAAACGUCCCUCGUCUCUGAAUCGCCUUGCAAAUUCCCUUUGGACUCGAUUCGAACGGUAUGGACAGACUGCAGACAUUGAUGAGGUAAUUGUGCAUUAUCGUGCUGCCCUGCAACUCUGCCCCAACGGCCAUCCCGAACGUCCCUCGUCUCUGAAUUACCUUGCAAAUUCCUUUCAGACUCGAUUCGAACGGUAUGGACAGACUGCAGACAUUGAUGAGGCAAUUGAGCAUUAUUGUGCUGCCGUGCAACUCUACCUCGAUGACCAUCCCAAACGUCCCUCGUCUCUGAAUCGCCUUGCAAAUUCCCUUUGGACUCGAUUCGAACGGUAUGGACAGACUGCAGACAUUGAUGAGGUAAUUGUGCAUUAUCGUGCUGCCCUGCAACUCUGCCCCAACGGCCAUCCCGAACGUCCCUCGUCUCUGAAUCGCCUUGCAAAUUCCCUUCUGACUCGAUUCGAACGGUAUGGACAGACUACAGACAUUGAUGAAGCGAUUGAGCAUUAUCGUGCUGCCCUGCAACCUCGCCCCAACGGCCAUCUUAAACGUCCCUCGUCUCUGGAUCGCCUUGCGAGUUCCCUUCAGACUCGAUUCAAACGGUAUGGACAGAUUACAGACAUUGAUGAGGCAAUUGAGUAUUAUCGUGCUGCCCUGGAACUUUGCCCCGACGGCCAUCCCAGCGUCCCGUAUCUCUGA